Eublepharis macularius is the source of this 4941-nucleotide messenger RNA. RefSeq names its product unc-119 lipid binding chaperone B (gene UNC119B). Gene Ontology annotation, cellular component: cilium. The transcript is spliced from 5 exons. The coding region runs from base 29 to 751 and encodes 240 amino acids. The record is from RefSeq and is a predicted model, not a curated record. Gene Ontology annotation, biological process: cilium assembly; nervous system development; lipoprotein transport. Gene Ontology annotation, molecular function: lipid binding. Lineage: Eukaryota; Metazoa; Chordata; Lepidosauria; Squamata; Eublepharidae.
UUUAGCGGCGGCGGCGCCGGGGCUGGCGAUGAGCGGCUCGAAGCCCAGGGUGGCGGCCCCGGGAGGCUCGGGGCCAUUAAGCCGGCUGCGCGGGCGGAGCGGCUCCGGGGACGCUGCUGUGGCGCCGCCGCCGCCGUUGCCACCGAUGCGAGCGGUCCUACCCCGGACCGAGGCAGAGCUGCUGGCGGUGGAUGUGGUCCGGCCCGAUCACGUCCUGGGGCUCGGCCGCGUCACGGAGAAUUAUUUGUGCAAGCCUGAAGACAACAUCUAUAAUAUUGACUUCACCAAGUUCAAGAUUCGGGACCUAGAAACAGGGACAGUGCUGUUUGAAAUUGCCAAACCUUCUGCUUUAGAACAAGAAGAUGAGGACGAUGAUGACAGCGGAGAGGCUGACUCCAGCGCAGGGCGGUUCGUUCGCUACCAGUUCACUCCUGCCUUUCUGCGCCUCCGGACAGUUGGUGCAACUGUUGAAUUCACAGUGGGAGACAAGCCAGUAUCAAACUUCCGCAUGAUUGAGAGACAUUACUUCAGAGACUGCCUUCUCAAGAACUUUGACUUUGAUUUCGGCUUCUGCAUCCCAAACAGCAGGAACACUUGUGAACACAUCUAUGAGUUCCCCCAGCUUUCAGAGGACCUUAUCCGCCUGAUGGUUGAAAACCCCUAUGAGACCCGCUCAGACAGCUUCUACUUUGUGGACAACAAGCUGAUCAUGCACAAUAAGGCUGAUUAUGCUUACAAUGGAGGGCAGUAGCUGCCACAAUUGCAUCCUUCAGACUGUAGUACUCCUAGCUAUUCUGGAUGCACAGAAGGACAGCAGAAGAGCCGGUUCCUACUCGGUUGCAUCCCGUGGGACAUCCUGCAAGACUCAAGAUGUGAAAUGAAGGGGGACCUGAUACGACAGUAAAAGAGCUCUGCUUGCAACUCUGCCCUUCCCAGCAAUGUUACUUCCUUGGCCUGUUUGGUUUCCAGUGUUACUUUAGUCAGGUAACAGGUCAGGGUAAGUGUUAACUGUCACUGGACAGACUUGGCCGGUAUUUCUUGUGUAUUCUCCCCCUCCCUCCCGAAAAGACCAAUUUCUGUUCAGAGACCAUGGGCAAGAUUCUGCAGUGUUAGACUGUUGCCUUUUCCAGGUACUGAAAGUUAGAUAGUAUUUUUCCCUUCAAAGGGAGCGGGUGAAUAACUGGGAGCACCAGUGGUUCAGUCUAUAUAUGUGAUUGUGACUGCCUCACAACAUUUCUCAAAGACACAGUUAGGAUAGGCACUUAAAAUGAGUUAUUCCAGAUUCAAAAGGUGCAGGACUCUUAUUUCAGAUGUUGUGGCCUUGCAUUUCCUAAGGGCACUUUUUGUGCACCUGCUUGCAAAGAGGAUACCUAAAAUCUGUGUGGUAUAGUGGUUAGAGUGCCAGACUAGAUGGGACCCAGGUUCCAUUCUGCCAUGAAGUUCAUCAGGAGACUUUGGGCCAGUCUCUCUGUUUCAGCCUAACCUACCUCACAGGGUUCUUGUGAAGAUAAAGGUAUGGGGAGGAGAUAGGACACACCAUGCUUGCUACUCGAGCUCUUGGCAGAAAGGAGAGGAUGAAAAUCAGAUAGGUAAAAUGAUUAACAAUUUGGUAAAUUGUCCCAUAAAAUCCGUGCUGAGAGAAAAAGGGCCUUUUGUGUUCAGUAAAUGGGAGGAGGCAGAGCUAAGCAUUGCCACCUCCCCCAGCUUCUUAUUCCCAUAGGACACUUUGGUUCUUUCCUUGGAGGAUGUGUGAAAUGAGGCGGGUAAGGAAUCAGUUAUCAGGACCUAGGAGCUGCCUGAUGAACAUGCCAAGAGUCCUUGCUGGGCUUUGUCCUUUAUCCACUGAGAAGGUAACAAUUCCUGAAAAAGUAUUAUCAUAAUGAAUGGGGAUGUUAAAUCAGCCUGUAUUUACAUUGACCAGUGCUUCAGUUUGCUAUGAAGUGAAAAGCAAGAAAUGAAGGGAUUCCCCCCGCCCCUCACCAACAAAAACCUCUGACAGUUUUGAGUUUCUACCUGGGCUUUCCCUGCUUGGUUGGCUCAGUUUACAAUUUAGUAAAUUGAUUAGUGUUUUGCUGUUCGGGCUGCAGCUCAUCCUAUACAUUAGACUCACAUAGCUUAUAGGCUGUCAUAACAACCCAAGUGAUGAGUCCCUGGCUCUGGUGAGAGGGGUGCAUGUCUUGGCCUAUGAGACAAGAACCUGCUUUUCUAUCUGUGACUACCUACCAUUAUCAUUCUCCUUGUCUUCUCUUCCCCACCCCAUCCCAUUAUUGCCUUGCUUCAAAACAAAGUUGGUAUUUCUUUUGCCAGAGGAAAAGCUGUGUGUUGGGGUAUGCCAUUUUUAAAAGCUCUCCAUUCGGUGCUAAUAGACCUGUGUGCUGAUCUGUUUAAAAGACAAUUUAAGUAAAAUCAGAUGACCUUAGAACUGUUGUGGGCACCUGAACUUGUCCCUUUGUAGGGAUAUUCCCUUGUUUGGUGGCAGUAAACCCCUGCUAGGAUGUUGACAAUCCAGAAAUGGGACGCCAGGGGGCAAUGGAGUGGCUACUGAAGAAGGCACAGGUUGGCAAUUGCUUGCUUUCAUAUUUAAAAUAUAAGAUGUUUUGAGCUACCCAAACCUAUGAAAUUUAGUGGGCUGUAAUAAAGGUGAGUAGGACAAACUUUGAAAUACUUUAAGUAUCUGCUUCAGAUACUUAAAAAAACCUGAAUACUGAAGAGUACAUUUCAUGUACAGUUUCUUCCAAAAAACACUGGUAAUUCAAACAUUGGUUGUCUUGAAUGUCUCUUCCAGCUCAUCAGUUGUCUCCUGAAUUAUACUAAUUUUGCUGCAGUCUGCCUGAUGUUUUUCACGGAAGGGUGCCUUUUUCUCCCUGUAUCUAAGGCCACAUAUCAGAGGAACCAUUCUUAUCCCUCAGAACAUGGCGAAAGUCCCUGAGUCAAUGUGGUUAAACACCUGGUGCCUUUAAACAUAAUUUGUAUUGCUGAGGCUUGUACAUAUAGUGGAUCCAUCCACUUCCCUUUGCAUUAAUCCUGAGUGCAGUCAGAAGGGUUAUAUAAUAAUCUGACUUCCAGUUAGGUACUAUAGACAGUAAAGUCUCAGAAGGGAAGUGUAUGUCAGUGACUUGCUCCCUGUCUGUACUGUGUUAUCUGUUCUCAUGAAAGCCUAUGCUCCCGUUCCUGCCCCCCGGCCCCAUUUUACUGCUCUCUGCGUGCCUUGUCUGAGAAUAAGCUACCACCUCAGCAAUAACAAACAGAAGGGCUGGAGGGGAGGAGAGGAGAGUGCCAGCUUGGUGGAUGCCAACAGUGGUCUGCUGUUUUACUGGGCCAAAUGUUGAAAGAGAAGGAUGCUGGAAGAUACAGCAUGCCCAAAUGUGCCACUUAGCACUGUCUGGGACACUUUCUGAAAAAGGGCCAUCCUCAGUUCACAUGAUGUCCUGCUAUUGGCUAAUGGUCAGCUUGUGUGUUUGUUUUUCUUUUGUUGCCCUUGAGACAAACUCCCCAGAACAUAUCUGUUGAGGUUGGUAGGGCUGUUGUGGAAACUUGUAUUCCCUCCAAGAGGGCUGUCAUUUUGCUGCAAUAACUGCAUUCUUGGAUUGCUUGCUAAAGAGUUAAGGGGUAUGCUUUUGCUAUGUUGACUAAGGAGGAAGAAAAUAUAGCCUCCAUCCAAAGAACAGGACACUUAAGCAUUUACUUUGAAUUAAUGGGCCAAUCACGCAAGCAGCUACAGAUCCUUCAAUAUUUACCAUGUUAAAACUAGCUUAAUACUUCCUACCGAUAGAGGUAUUUGUUAUGGUAUCUGGUGCUCUAGGCCUGCCUAGUGAAUAUGGACCAAAGUGUUAGUCUCCCUAACUUAGAGUUUUCAUCUUCUGUUUGUGUGGUUCCUUCUCAUCCUUGUGAAGGAUAAAGGGAGGAGGGUGGUAUUUGUUGUGUAUCUUGAACUGGAAUGCAAAUUUGCUUCCUCCAGCAAUAAUACAGACAACACUUGGAAGCAGGAAACAUUAGCAGGAAUUAAUUGGAGAGGCACUGACUGGUAGGUGGUAGAUUAUAAUAGUCAGAGUAUCAUGUUUACUAUCAAGUAUCUGCCCUGGAGCAUCAAACUGUUAGGCUGGGUGUUGUUCUCAUGAUGUUUUUGGCAAAGACUGCUAUUUCCAUGUUCUUAUUCUCAUAGUUGGAUGCCAUUCAGCUCUGCAUAUCCCAAGUGCUGGAUGCAGUCCUUAGAGUAAUAAACCACAUUCUCCACCACUCUAAUAAAGGAGAACUAGUAAUAAGGGGACAGCUAUGUUCUAUUAGCAGUUCCCAUUUGAGAAGCACCAGCAAAUGUCAUAGUCAGUUGUAUGGACCUCUUUUGUUUUUAUUACGAGUAUCUUAAAAGCACGUCAGACUCAGGCAAGGUAUUAAUAUGUUUCUCAGUGCCACUAUUUUUGGGGGGGCUUGCUUGUGAUGACAAUGCUUGACUGGUUAUACAGGACUAUGUGAUCAAAUUACCAGCAAGGGGGUAGAGGACCAGUUGCCGUGCUAUCAGAAUGGAGCCCCAGCACAGCUUUAUGGCUCUGAAUUGGAUAUGGAAACAAUUCCCCACUUGUCUCCUCUUGCAACUAGCUUUUUGUUAUAUGGUGGUCUUUGACGGAGAGUAUGCCCAUGUCUUGGUCUUUGAUUUCUCUAUGUCUGCAGCCCACAAAAGUUGUUACCUUCACAUGUAGGAAGAACAGUACCAAGUCCAGAAGACUUCUCCCAAGUAUAUUUUUAUGUCAAGAUAUUUUUCCACAAAGAAUGGCAUAAAUGUCAAUUAAACUGUCUGUGGUUCCCCACUCCUCCUCUUCCACCCCCCACAAUUAACCUUUCAUCUUGUUUCUCUCCUGGACUCAAGGUAAACUUUAGCUGACUUAUUUGUAUAAAAUGUUAUUUUGUCACAAGCAAUAGUAAUUAAAAAAUCCCAAAUUUACUCUU